Molecule: messenger RNA, 1368 nt
Organism: Sphenostylis stenocarpa
Lineage: Eukaryota; Viridiplantae; Streptophyta; Magnoliopsida; Fabales; Fabaceae
Source: the annotation of a GenBank genome assembly
AUGGAAUCUUCGCCGUCGUCUUCGUCGUCGUCGUCGUCAUCUGGAAGCGAUGCCAGCGGUGGUGGCGCUGUCACGUGGCUCGGGAUGAGCUUCCCGUUCCGUUCUCCACUCUCUCUCGUGAUGGAUUACUGCACGCGCGAGGAUUCCGCGGAGCCUGUGAUCAUCAUUCCCCGCACGCGGCCGCGGUUUCAGGCUCCGGCCGAAUCUGCUGCUUCGGCUUCUGAUUCUGGCGAGAAUGCGUGCAGCGGCGCUGAGGAGGUUGCAAUACGCAUUAUUGGGGCCGGCGAGCAAGAGAGCGGUUCGUCGCCGUCGUCUUCGAGGAGCCGCGGAGGGGAACCGGGCUGUGAGGAGACGGUGGUUGGGAGAAGCGGGAUGCUGUCGUCGGAGGCUCGCCGACGAAUGGCUGAGGAUAGGGUGCCGUUGGUGUCUUUGGAUGAUGGAAUUGGUGGCGGUAGGGAUUCUUCUUCGUCUUCCUCUACCUACCAGAGGUAUGAUAUUCAGCAGGUUGCCAAGUGGAUUGAACAGAUUCUUCCGUUUUCCCUCUUGUUGUUGAUUGUUUUCAUCCGCCAGCAUUUGCAAGGAUUCUUUGUCACAAUAUGUAUAUCAGCUGUGAUGUUCAAGUCGAAUGAAAUUGUUAAGAAGCAGACAGCCCUGAAGGGAGAUCGGAAAGGCUCUGUUCUUCUUGGUAUCUCUUUUGCCUUCAUGCUGCUUGUCAUAUGCAUUUACUGGUGGUAUCGAAAUGAUGAUCUUUUAUACCCAUUGGUCAUGCUUCCACCAAAAACAACUCCACCUUUCUGGCAUACAAUAUUCAUCAUUUUGGUUAAUGAUACAUUGGUGCGACAAGCAACUAUGGCUUUCAAGUGUUUAUUGCUUAUUUACUACAAAAAUGGAAGAGGCCAUAACUUCCGUCGGCAGGGCCAAAUGUUAACUCUGGUUGAGUACACUCUGUUGCUGUAUCGUGCCUUGUUGCCAACACCAGUUUGGUACCGAUUUUUCUUGAACAAAGAUUAUGGAAGUCUGUUUUCCUCACUGACCACAGGAUUGUAUUUAACUUUCAAGCUAACAUCAGUACUUGAGAAGGUCCAAUGCUUUGUUUCUGCCUUAAAAGCGUUAUCAAAAAAGGAAGUUCAUUAUGGGGUUUAUGCCACAGCGGAACAGGUGAAUGCUGCGGGUGACAUGUGUGCUAUAUGCCAGGAGAAGAUGCAGGCUCCCAUAUUGUUGAGCUGUAAACACAUGUUCUGCGAGGAGUGUGUAUCUGAAUGGUUUGAGAGAGAACGGACUUGCCCAUUGUGCAGGGCAUUGGUAAAACCAGCUGAUCUUCGGACCUUCGGAGAUGGAUCAACAAGUCUGUUUUUUCAGUUGUUUUAA